Messenger RNA from Trichoderma atroviride IMI 206040, 302 nucleotides. The record is from RefSeq and is a predicted model, not a curated record. Lineage: Eukaryota; Fungi; Ascomycota; Sordariomycetes; Hypocreales; Hypocreaceae.
CCUUCUUCUUCUCCAUGUUUCUCCGUCUGUUGACCUCAUCUUUACCAGCAUGUAAUCUUAAAGAGAUCCGUUUGAAAUUGCGUUGGGGAGCCUGGGUAUGCGAAACACGGAUCCUUUUUUUCGCCCCUCCAGAUCGCGAUGAGGUGCAUGCCAAAUCCAGCCCUGAUCAUGGAUCACUAUGAGGAUCGAGAAAUACGUACCCUGUCCCAGCGGUGGAUUCGCGACGAUCGCAGAGUUAUUUUCUCUGCCAGAGUGGCUCUCUUGGGUGCCAAAACUCGACUAACACACACUACCUGACUAGG